AUGUUUUCCUCGAUCUCGUCCUUCGUGAAAGAGCUACUACCGCAGAUACCCGAAGCUCCAAGGGUCACAAUCACAGCCGCUCGCAUCGCAGCCGACGGCACGCCACCGCACCUGGUCAGACUCAGCACUCGGUCUGCAGGGGAUGAUGCUACCGACUCUUUUCUCUUCCGUAUUCCAGAUGUACGCAAGUAUUGGGUCACGGAAGAUGGAUCGCAAUUUCGCGAUAUACAUAGACUGGAACUUCAGGAGUUGCACACGUUCUUGCAGCCAUACAAUCUGCUGCCCUUGUUCCACCCCUGGCAAGGUAUUCAUCUGAGACAGCGAUGCCGCGUACCAACACAGCGAAUUCUGCUACAAGAGCGCCAUGCAUCUUGCGCAGGUGUCUACUACCUGUUUUGGAGCUUCGCGAUGGACGAUCUACCGCGGAACAAGCAUGUUCCAAAGUGGAUAAGCGAUGCGCCUAAUACGGAAAUGACCCAUUCAUACUAUGGAGAUGUUUUCAUUGUCAAAAUCGCACCUCAUGAGUACGAACCUGAGGGUUGGGCAGCGUACGAGGAUGUUUCUCCGACGUUUGUUGAGGCUCUGGUUAAAUCUCCGUCCUACGGGGAAGAGGACUGCUCAUUCUGUGGGAAAAGUAAGCUGCUACGUUUUAUGGAGAGGAAGAAGUUGCCGAUCGAGGAAGAGUAG
This is a messenger RNA of Paraphaeosphaeria sporulosa, 687 nucleotides long. RefSeq lists its product as uncharacterized. The record is from RefSeq and is a predicted model, not a curated record. The transcript has 2 exons. NCBI's taxonomy places the organism in Eukaryota, Fungi, Ascomycota, Dothideomycetes, Pleosporales, Didymosphaeriaceae. The coding region runs from base 1 to 687 and encodes 228 amino acids.